Molecule: messenger RNA, 8288 nt
Organism: Amphibalanus amphitrite
Lineage: Eukaryota; Metazoa; Arthropoda; Thecostraca; Balanomorpha; Balanidae
Product: probable helicase with zinc finger domain
Exons: 22
Coding region: 71-4051 (1326 amino acids)
Biological process (GO): regulatory ncRNA-mediated post-transcriptional gene silencing
Cellular component (GO): P granule; cytosol
Molecular function (GO): helicase activity
Source: RefSeq, a predicted model, not a curated record
GUCGGAUUGGCGUGCCGGCGCCGUGCUCCCCGAGUGUGCCCACCUCGCCGUAUCUCCGCCUGCCGGCUCUAUGACCGCACGCAAAGACGAGCGAGUCGAGUGGCGUGUGGCGGUCACAGCUGGCUCCCUACCGGAGGGUAUGGGGCUCCUGGAUACCGGCACCCGCCCGCUGUUUCGGCUGGGGGAGCUGCGAUGCCCGGCGCUGCUGCCUGAACCGAUUAAAGUGGAUGCGAGGGAGUGGACGUGCCAAGAUAAGGAGCUGGUGGAACGCUCCACGCGCACCGGAGCGCCGGUGUGUUUCGAGAUGACGGUGUCGUUCUCCGCGGACGUGUACGGCUCCUACCGCCAGCGACUGGCCUUGGUGUUCCCGCACCACGCGCCCCUGCUCUGCUGGCUGCAGGCCAAUGUGGCUCCCCUGCCGGUGGAUACACUGGUGGAGGAACUGCGGGGGAAACUGACCAUCUCCGAGCACGGCUGGACUGAGGAGGACGCCGAGGUGAUCCCGUUCUCUCCGGACCCCAGUCCGCCGGAUGAGCAGGACAAGAACGCGCAGGAGGCCUACCCUGCGCCCUCCGCCGACCUGGCUCCGCCGGCGGACCGGAGUCCGCUCAGUGCGGAAAACUACGCGGAAUGGAGCGGAAUACUGCUGAAACUGGAGGAGGCAGCGCGGACUCAGCUGCUGCAUACGUUCAAUGUGACCGGACAGCUACGGCUGAUGGGACAUUUUGUGGUGCCGCCAGAGACCACCAUCCACCACGUCCGCACUGGUGAGCUGUUCGCCCGUCUGCACACGGAGCAGGAGCUGUCAGCAGACACGGCCGCCGGACGACUGAUUCUGGACAACUGCGAGCGAGCGCUGCUGGCGCCGGUGACCAAGAACCCGAUUGAGCCCACAAAGCGGAAGGUGUACGAAGUUCUGAUCGCUGCCAAAGCUAAGAAUGACAUCUACUUUCGGCUGCCGAGCCAGAUGGUCUCAGACCUUUCCCUGAAUGACGAUGACGACGCCAUGCUGCGGGCCGCCGUGCGGUUCCUGCCCAGUCGCCAGUGGUCGUGUGACAUGCAAGAGGGGUGUCGAAUGGCGGCCGAGAAGGCGCCCCACCUGCUGUUCCCUGAUACCGCUCAGAGGCCGACCAUACCGUGGAACCCGGCCAGUCACUGGCGCCCCGAAGACGAGAAACUGAACCCGCGUCAGAAGGAGGCCAUCAACGCCAUGACGGUCACAGUGCCGCAGCCGCUGCCGCCCGUGCUCGUACUCGGUCCGUACGGCACGGGUAAGACCUACACCAUGGCGCACGGCGUCAAACACAUUCUGAACGGGAGCGAGGACUCGAGGAUCCUCAUCUGCACCCACAGCAACAGCGCUGCCGAUCUCUACAUCCGAGAGUAUCUGGCCGGGUACGUGAAGGGCGGCAUGGAGUCGGCCCGUCCGCUGCGGGUCUACUACCGACGCAGGAGGCUGGGAACAGUGCACUACACCGUCCGACCGUUCACGCUGCGGGAGGACUCUGACGCUGACGACGACGUGGUGUUCCGUCAUCCCACCACUGAGGACAUACUGCGACACCGGGUCAUCGUCUGCACGCUGGCCGUCUCAAAGUACCUAACGUGGCUGGACCUGCCUGAGGACACCUUCAGCCACAUUCUGGUGGACGAGGCUGCUCAGGCUCUGGAGUGGGAGGCGGCCCGGGUCCUCUCCCUGGCUGGACCACAGACCAGGCUGGUCCUGGCUGGGGACCACCUGCAGCUGUCACCGGACGUCUACUCUGAAGUGUGUCGGGAGCGGCGGUUUGAGCGGUCCCUUCUGGAGCGUCUUCAGGAACGUUACGGCUCCGACUUCCCCUGUGCCAUCACACUGCAUGAGAACUACCGUUCGCACUCCGACAUCGUGAAGAUGACCUCGGAGCUGUUCUACGGCCGUCGUCUGAAGAGCCGCGCCCAUCCGGGCCGCCACCCCGAAUGGCCGCCCGUGUCGGUGUUCAGCGCACGAGGCACCGCCCGCCAGACCAGCGGAGACACCGGCUAUUGUAACGACGAGGAGGUGUACGAGGUAGCGGACCGGGUGGCGGCGCUUUGCCAUGACUGGCCCCCCGACUGGGGACCCCGAGACGAGGGCUCCGUCUGUGUGGUGGCCGCCUACGCCGAACAGGUUCAGAAGAUACGAGGGGAGCUGCGAAACAGAAAACUGCCCGGGGUCACCGUCGAGAGACUACUCAACGUGCAGGGUAAGGAGUUCCGCGCCGUGUUCGUCUCGACUGUACGCACCCGCACCUCGUGCUCCGAGCCGGACGGCGACUACCGCUUCCUCUCGGACUGCAAACUGCUCAACACGGCUGUUACCCGGGCUCGCAGUCUGAUAGCCAUCGUGUGCUGCCCGGAGACGCUGUGCUCUGUGGGCGCCUGCUCCAGGUACUGGGAGGCGGUGAUCGGGUUCGCGGCCAAGAAGGGCGGGCUGUUCGGUACCACAGAGGCGGAGCUACGCUCCCAACUAGGAGCCAUCGAGCUGUUCCGUCUGCACGGCCUGAACCCGCUGGCGCCCUGCUUUCGGCCGCAGCCGCAGCUGCAACCUGUGCAACAUCAGGUCCAGCAAGUACAUCAGUUCCAGCAAGUACAGCAGCAAGUACAGCAGCAAGUGCAUCCAGUGCAGCUACCGCAGCCAACGCUGCCAGUACAGCAAGUGCAGCCUCAGCAGCCACAGUCAGCCCCGCAGCCUCCAAAGCCACAGCCAAAGCAACAGAAGCAACCAAAGCCACAGCCCGCACAGCCACAGACGCCUCCACAGGCUCCAAAGCCACAGCCGCCGGCGGUGCAUCCCGUACAGCCGGUGGUACCCCCACCGGUGGUGCCGCUGCCAGUGGUGGCUCCGGCGCUACAGCUUGCCCAGCAGGGGCCGCUGCUGCCGUGGAUGCCGGCUCUGAACCCGGCCCAGGUGCGCUACGUGCCGCCCAUGGCCUUCAUGAGCCCCGGUCUGAUGCUGGGCCGACCUCUGAUGAUGGGCACUCCUCUACUCCCAUACGCGGCUCCGGUGCCCCACAUGCACCCCUCGUCCAACGGGCACAGGCCGGGCCGGCGGCCGACGCGCCCGCCCCCGCCACUGGCUGUGGCUGAGGAGGACGGGGUGCUGUUUGAGCUGAUGUCGACAACGGAUAUGAUCGCGCUGCUGCCUCCGGAUGUGAACCUGCAGCUGCUGCUGGAGGACACACGCGUCCAGCAGGAGUGGGCCGCCCACCUGGCCAGUCGCCGGGGACCUGUGUUCGCGCAGCUCUUCUCUGUGCUCAUCAACCGACUGAGACCGGCAGCCAGCGGUGUGGUGAUCGAAGAGCGACCCGCUUCUCCGGUCUCAGCGCGCUCCUCGCCCGUCUCAGGGUCCAGUGCCACCUCCCCCUCCUCCUCUGUACACCUGACAUCCGACAGGACCGUCCUACCCGCAGAAACAGCUAACUCAGUCACCGUGGUGGACUCCCCUUCGAGCUCUUCAAGUUCCUUUCCUUCAGCCUCCUCGGUAACUUCAGCUUCCUAUCCUACAACCCCAGUAGCUGCAGCGUCUCUACCAGCUCCUGUGUCUCCUAUAGCGUCUAUCCCUCCGUUUGGAUCCGCCACCAGCCCUAUGUCCCCGUCCUGUCUCCCCGCCGCCCCCGCCCCCGCCCAGACGCCGCCGCCGGUGGCCGCUCAGCUGGAUAGGAUCCUGGAGGAUCCGCCAGAGUCGGAUCCGGAUCCGAUGUGGUCACAGAGGCAUCUGUCGGCAACUUCGAUGAUGACGACUACGUCUCCCCCAAGAAGGGAGGCGUCUCCAGCGGACGUAAGAGCAAGAGGCACGCCUGAGCAGAGCCCCGCGCGACGGGAGGCCCCGGCCGCUCCAGCGCAGGCUGAGCCCCAGCAGCGCGUCUCCCUGCCUCUGUAUCUGCGAGGGGCCGCGUCUCCCCCGUCCCCUCCUCGACCGGCCGAUACUCGCAGCUAUGCGGCGGCGGUACGACGCAGUCUGGAGCCGCCCCCGCCGGGCCUGGCCGGUCUGCCCAGCCGCGAGCAACAUGCACAUGGAUACAGCCAUUUCUAGUGACGUGGAGAUUUUGGUUUGGCUGGGAGGGGGUCGUUGUGGUCUGGAAGAGUGAGAGAGGGGCUGUUGGAAUGGAGGAGAGCUUAGAGUGUAUAGGGUUGAGUUGGAAGGUGGAGAAUUGAACUUGAGGUUGUGUUGGAGGUUGGAGAUUAAGGUUGAUUUGGAGGGUGGGGAAUGAUGUGGAGUUGGCUGUUGAGUUGGAGCUGUUGAAGUUGGACCUUCGAUCUUGAGGUUAAGUUGGGUCCAGAGGUGGAGGACGGUGCUUUUCUCGCUACCCAAACCACCCGGAGUUGAAGUCGCUCAGGCGAUGGACGUUGAACUGCUAAUGAGCCAAUCGUACACUCAUGGUGAGCGGACUAAGAGUUUGCCCGUGCUCAAACGUUCUAUGUGUACCGUGGUACCCUGUGUUCCGUUGUGUUCUGGGUGUUCUAGACGGUGUUCUCGGUGUAACAUAGUGUAUCAUAGUGUGCUGUGUUUGUGUGUUGUGUUUGUGUUGUCUGGCGGUAUACUGUGCUGUGCUGUGUGCUGUAAUUGUGCUGUGUUUGAAAUCUGCACGUGUUUGCUACACUUUUGCACGAGGUGUUCCAUUUACACGUGAGGAAUUUCAAUCAGGGGCGUGUUAUACAGUUUUAGCUUUGGUGACUGUCGCAUGAACGCAUUUGUAUCGGUUUUGUAUUCUUAGCUUAGUUUUUCUUCUUCUUGACUCUUCUCCGACAGUAAUUCAGCGGUUUCACACAAUCGUCUAACCAUUUGGAUGAAUUUUACUUUGUAGAAGUAAGAAGUGUUCGACACAAAAUCACCUCUUUUUGGCACUUUUCUGAACAGUUAGCAGUGAAAAGUCCCAUAUUGCGCAGCAGUUCUGAGAUCGAACCUCGCCAGCUCCCCACCACCUCCAACAUUGCCGGACGGGUAUUUUCUGCGCUGACUAGCCGGAUUCACGAGAAUUCCACUCGCACCCCGACGCGACCGUGCCGCUGAUGUUGUCAUGGCAACCGUUUGAGUCGGUCGGUCAAUAACAUGUAGUGAGCUAGAGUCGGCGCAUGAGACGAUAAACUGCUAGCUAGGUCUGUGCUAACUACAUAUACAGCCAGUGGUGCACAAAAUUUUACCGAGAAAACAGGUUUUCCAAAUCCCUUACACUACUACUCUCUUACACUACCAGUCUUUUCUAUAUGUCGCUUUACUGAUGUCAUGUAGUAGAUAUAAAUGUAGUUUUACAAUUUUUAGUCGCACUUCAACGACGAGAGAAUAUGAUUUUAUCGUUCCUCUAUUAGUUUUGUAGACAUAAUAGCAGGUGCUUUAUUGGUUUUAAACUUUGGAUGCGUUUAACUUGUUCGUGUUGCGCAUAAUAAUGCUUUUUAGUUCGCUUUUGGUGUUGUCUUCGCUGGCAAGAGUAAAAUGACAAAAAAAAAAACAGAGGAAGCUAGUUCCUUUGGGCAUAGUAGGUACGGUCUAGCCGACACGCUUUUCAUAUUAGUGUUAAUGCUCCCCACUAGUUUAGCUUUGUUCAAUGAAGACGACUUGAAACAAAGUUUCAUGCUUUCAGAGGCUUCAUGCAUGCUGCUUUUAGGAUGAAUAUCUCAUGAAUUUCGCUUGGGCCACCAUUGAAUGACUAAUCUGUAUAUUUUAUUAAUAUUUUACAGUGGAACUAUCUUAUUGUAAUGGUGUGCCUUGCACAAGGUAUUUUUCUAUUAUCUACUGAUAUUUCACGCAUGAUAUUAUCAAGCAGAUGAAUGCGUAGAUUGUCUUGCUAGUUUAUUAUAGCAUCAGGCCUCCUGCCAUCUUUUCAGUGCCAUGCUUUGCUGAUUUCGUCUCAUUUUGGUAUAGUCUGGUCUUGUCCCAGUUUGUUUUAGUAGCGUAAGUGCGUUAGACCAUUCACUGUAUUUCUAAUUGCUGUUUAGAGACCCCCCGCAAUAGUUAUAAAGUUUAGCAAUAAGUAAGAGUGUCAUCUAACACUUUCCACCUGUCAAAGGUAGCACAGCGUCUAACAUUAUCACAUAUUUAAUCAGUUGUAGCACUUGUAAUACCAUCUAAGCUAGUUACACAGACGGAACAUUCCAGCGGUCGCUAUAGUUAUACAGAAAGUGUAGCGCUACUGACUCUGACCUAAGUCAGUUAGUUGCUAGCUUAUGGUGAUGGCAACACGGGCUCUAGAUAGACAUUGCGGCAUGCCUUUAGCCAGCAUAAUAAUUUUCCCCAUAAUCACGUGACACCCUCGACCGUUUUGACAUCUCGCCGUAGUAUUGAUGCUACUGUUUCACUAUGACUAAGGCACUACUACUCUUGACAAGUUAAAGUAUUGAAUACAUUAUUUCCUUCAUAAUAAUCUUGUCCCAACGAGGCUAGCUGUAAGACCACCCAUCCUUGGCCGUUUUUUUCCGUUUGCUGGGCCGGUAAUAAAGGGCUAUGUGCCCCCCAAAAAGAUGCACCAUCACAGUUAUCACUUUGACGUUCCUACACAUUCCACUGGCUAUUAGGUGUUUGUAGACGAGGCUCCAAUACGGAGUUCCAGAGAGAGUAGUGCUAAAAAUAGUUCCGGCGUGACUGUUAUAACCGGGAUAGGACGUUUUCUUGGCCCACUGUGCGUUGUUGGAUGGUCUGUGUUGACGUGUCCUGGACCAACGUGCGUUAUUGUGCGAUGUUAAGCAUCCUGGUCCACUGUCCGUUGUUUGUUCGGUCUGCUGUGUCGUGAACCACUGUGCGUUCAGUAUGUCGCUCGUCCUGGUCCACUGUGCGCUGUUGAUCGUUGUGUACCUGUGUCCUGGUCCACUGUGCGCUCUGCACCGUUUCCAACCUUAUCCCACUGCACUGUUAAUAUUCUCAUCGUCACUGCGUUCGGGCACUGUUCACUGUAGAUAUCACUGUUACACCACCGUACAUCGCCCGCACAAUCUAACACCGUUAUCGUGUCACUGUAGCCAGGCUUUGUACACUCGCCUCGGGUGUAAAUGUAAUCAUGUGUAUAAUCAUGCGGUGUUGCUCAAAGGCCAGUGUAAUGGUGUUCCCGCCGGUGCACAUUCCAGCACAAAGGCCAGUGAGGCGGAGCUCAUAUGCAGGCAAUAAUGAGCGAGUAGGGAACUCGGAGCAGGGUGGUGGAUGGAGCUCAGGGGCUGGGCCAUCUGUCACGUGACAUGACCCGGGCUAGUGGAAACGAUAGAUUGAGCUCAGGGGAUGUAUGGAGGCCUGGGCCAUUUGUCAUGUGACUUGACCCCGGUGCCUGUGGAAACCCUAAAUAGAGUUCAGGGUCCUGUUUCACUGCAUCACACUAGCGGUAUCGUGGUAUUGGGUUUCCAUAGAAACAUUAACAAACUCCGACGCUCUAACGAUGAGAGCGUCCGAGUUUGUUGACGCUUCCAUGGAGACACAAUACUACGAUACCGUUAGCGUCAGGUAGCGUCGUGCGUUAAAACAGGGCCCAUUGCCCGGGGGGUGAUUGGAGGCCUGGGUCAUCCGUCACGUGACUUGACCGGGGCCGGUAGAAGUGCUCAGGGGGUCUGCACUCUGUCACGUGAUUAGGAAGCUCGCCAGGGCUGCGGCCGCUCAGCGGAGGGUAGAAGGCGUAGAAAAAUCGCCCCGUUCUCGUCCUGCGCGACGAUCUUUAUAUGGGCGACAUCGAAUGUACCGGCUCAGGUGACCACGCCAACCGGCUGCGACCGGUAAUAACCGGUAAUGACCGGCUGCGUCCGGUCUGUACCGGCCGUGUCCGCCCGUCCGUCCGCCGGCCUGCGGCGUAUAGUGACCUUACCUGGCUGUGAAGGGUCCUGCGUCUCGGACCCUAUAGGCCUGACUCCGCUCUCGGGAGACGGUAUCACGCCGUUACCGGCACUGGUGGAUGACCUGACCCAGUGUGAGGUCACGAAUCAUCAGUGCGCCGAUGAGCCCCACGUUGCCACGGUGUUGAUCUCAAUUCGGUGGACUUUGUCUUUCAACUGCCGGUAGGGGCGGUGGCGUAGCUGGUGGUGUCCCCUAUCGGCCAGGGAAGGAUAUUGAAGUACCGAGCUUCACCGAGAGAUGUGUAUAAUGCGCUAAUGUAUGAUUUCGGGGUUUUUCGAUUUCUGGGUCGUAAGUUUCGUUAUUCAAGUUUUGCUUUGGUAGAUGACUGUAAAAUACUCUCUUGGGAUGUUUGUGGCUGCUGGUAUUCUCGACUGCGUUUAGGUUUAAGCUGCUGACGGUAUCUUCAAAUUGUACUUCAUUCAUCAGUGUCGAAAUUUUAUGUCAAAAUACACGUUCCAAAUUA